CCAUGGGAAUUCCGUGAGUUCCAUAAGACGCUCGCCAAAUGACUACUUUACACUACGAUACUGCAAGGAAGCUCCUUACUACAGUCAUUCCACGAGUAAAAGAUCCUGUUUAGGGGACUCAUGUACCUUAAAAGUUAUAGAAAGUUGGCCCUUCCAAAGGCUAUUUUACUCGAGAACGGACUACUACAAUUAUUACUCAACGCAUCACUACUCCAAUGGUCUACUGUGCUCUUGUCAAGCGUUUUUAUAUCGCCAUGACUUCCCCAUAUGGUAAGAGUGGAGCAUAUGGUCGACAUUGCGCAAUGCUGACUGCUUACAAGAACAGAAUACCAGUGAAAAACCUAAUACGAAAUCAGUGCCGUAUAUUCAUAAUGCGUGGCAACGUAAUUCCGCGUAAACUUCCUCUCACUGAAAGAUCCCAUUCAAUAGGAUAAAUGUGGGAAGAUUCUUAUGUCUGAAUAUAGUGUAUAGAUAGUAUGUAUUAUAUAUAUAACUUCAUACAUAUAUGCUGCACAUUUAAAGCUCCUACGGUAGUUACGUACCGCGCUUGAUUUCUGAGUUCAAGCACUAUAUUAUAUAUUCCUACAGGAAUCUCAUAGAAAUAUUACAAUUCCUCAUGUGAGGAUUAAGUGAAUAGUUUCACAUAUACGAGAGCACAGACUCUGUUAGCAAAACUAACAUAAGCAUAUAUUAUCUAAUCAUUAAUGAAAUUCAUAAUUUGUUAAAUAAUUUUUACUAGUGCAAAAAUUCUUUUGAAUCUCAGCAAAACCCUGUGGUUUCCCUUUCUUUAUUUUCUGCCGUGAAUAUAUUGUGAAUCUUUCGCUGAAACUAUGUCGAUUUAUGUUCAUGAGGUCUCGCCUUAGUAUUUUUUUUUUUAUUCUUUCUCGAAGCUCUGGCUGGUGUGCUGAGCUUAUUAAUAUAGAGGGUACAUUGUUCCCUGGAGUCAAGAGUAUUUCUGAGUUUAUGUAACGCGGCCCAAGUAGUACGACACGAGACGCGCUAACGUGCAGCAUUCCUCUGUGGAUAUACUGGAUUUCCCAUAAAGUUUAAAAGUUUUAAAUAAAUCAUCAAAUUUUAGCAUACCAGUGUUACAAUAUUUUUAGAGAACUUUCGUGUGGAUGACUGAUUAUUACUUUUUAUACAAAAAAAAAACAGCAGAUAGUUGUACACAAAAAUAUUUGUAUCAUGAGACAAAUGCUUCAGGAUGGAUACUAAAUUGAAAAUAUUAGCUGUCACCCUGGUGAGCUUGACGGUAGCAGGCGAAAAUUCCGAGUCUGAAAUAAUUGCAGAGGAUGGUUAUUAUUUAGACUCUGUGGAUGAGUAUUUAGCAGCUUCCUCAUCUGAGACCCUCGAGUGUCCUUCGACGAAUGUAAUUAGGACGCAAUAUAAAUGUAGGAGUUCGAAGAACGAGUGGGUCGACUGUUCGAGAAUGCAUUGCUGUCCGGAUUACACGCUUAUUGCAGGUCAUUGCAUUCCAAAAGGUACUGAUCCAUGCACCUUGGAUCUUUGUGAACAACGAUGCAGCAUUUUACUUCAGAGAGUUAUAUGCACGUGCUGGGAUGGGUACAGGUACAGUCCGGAUAGACAACGACAGGGAUUAAAGCCAGUUUGCAUUGAUAUAGAUGAGUGUGCCGAAGGCACUGCGGAUUGUGAACAAAUAUGUAAUAAUAAUCCUGGUGGUUUUUCUUGUGAUUGUCAAGAAGGAUUUUAUCUUCGAGCUGACAAUAAAACUUGCGAGUCAGCCGUCCUUGGGAAGUCUGCCAACGAGGAAGCUGUUGCUGCUGCAUCUAGAUGCUAUGCUAGCUGCGACACUGUACUCCGACUAAAUGACAAAAUUCGUAAACUCCAGGAGAAGAUGUCCGCUAUAGGAACUGCUAUUAGAUUGUCAAGUUAUUCUUCAGGUCCACCAGGUCCCAUGGGACCACCAGGACCACCGGGUCCUUCGGGACCACGAGGAUUUCCAGGGGACGAUGUCACAAUGGCAUCGGAGGGUUACUCUCGGAAUGGAGAUAAAUCCUACUCCAUUUUGAACACUUUUGUACCGGCUGAGAGUGGAUAUUGCAAAUGUCAACGGGGAUCAAUAGGCCCUACAGGUCCGCCUGGUGAAAAUGGGCAAAAGGGCGAGGCUGGUGAGCGAGGACCUAGGGGUCAGAAAGGUGCUGCAGGAAGCUUCGAUUUUUUGCUGCUACUCCUGGCAGACGUAAGACACGAUAUUGUCCUUUUGCAGGAAAAGGUUUUCCAAGGAGAAACUCCACCGAAAUUCGACUUCCAGACACUUUUAAAGAAGCACAGAUUCGCUAAGGACAAAAUUAAAUAUUCAAAAGUUCUGCGUCAUCAGAUCGAAGACUUCGAUGCACCAAAAAUUCUACAGUUUGCCGAUGAUACACUAGAAGAUGAAACGAUAGACUCUUCUGGCGAAGAAGUGGAUCAAUACGAUGAAUAAACUCGAGAAUUAUCAGGGAUUUACUGAUUCUGAAGGACAUAUACACCAUAAAAGUAUGGUAUAAUACGUAAACAACCCUAAUAAGCUGCAUCUUAUACCAAUAGAAUCAUUAUUUACAUCUAGAUGACACAUUCAACAUAAGUACUAAAUCUAUAAUAUGUUAUAUGUAUAUUUAUAUAUAUCGUAAGGUUUGUAUGUAAUACUGGUUCAAAAGGCGCUUGCGUUGGUACAGUGUCUACCAGGGUGUUCCGUAUUGGUCGAGAGCUCAGCCCAGGAUACUAACACCAGUAUCAAACACCUAUAGAGAGUAACGAGCCAGGGUGCGCCCCACGUAUACGGACUCAAAGGUCCAAAAGGAGGGGACGUUUCAGGGCGCUUGCGUUUGCAACAGUUUCUACUUGCAAAGGAACGUAGACCGAGUGCGCAUUGGUCGGGAUACCUUUCUAAGGGUGUAAAACUCCAGGUUUACUAACCACGCCCAUAUCCGUUUACCAUCCUAGCUUACAUAGUCACCAACCGAAAUACGUUAAUAUCUGACACAGACAGUCCACCUAUUUAGAAAUCAACUUCCUAAUCUGGAAAGACUAGUAUAUAAAUCCAUUGUGCUCUGAACAAUAGAAAACUGGUACAAUGUCUUGAAGUAGUAUUUAAAAAUUCUCUAAAUAAAUGACAAGUAGUUUAAGUGA
Cephus cinctus (wheat stem sawfly) is the source of this 3129-nucleotide messenger RNA. Its product is annotated as collagen and calcium-binding EGF domain-containing protein 1. The transcript has 7 exons. The coding region runs from base 1205 to 2443 and encodes 412 amino acids. NCBI's taxonomy places the organism in Eukaryota, Metazoa, Arthropoda, Insecta, Hymenoptera, Cephidae. Gene Ontology annotation, molecular function: calcium ion binding. The record is from RefSeq and is a predicted model, not a curated record.